CAUUUGACUGCUUGGACCUAAAAAAAUUCGACCAGGACCUUUAGCCAACUCCCUUAUUAGAUCUUCACGAACGAGAAGACUCGAUCGGAAGGCCAAAAGAAGAUGAAGAUCACUGUGUUGACAGCCGACGAACAAAUUAUUACCCUCGAUGUCGAUCCAGACGAAACUGUCGAGAACUUGAAAGCUUUACUGGAAGUUGAGACACAAGUAUCUCUUCAGCAACAAAAGCUGCUAUUUAAUAGGAAGGAGACGUUGAAUGCUGAUAAGCUAAGCAGUCUUGGCAUCAAUGAUGGAGAUUUGGUAACGAUGGAGAGGGUGUCUCCAUCAAGUGCAUCUACCAAUGCCUUAGGCAUCAAUCCAGAUGGUUCUGCAGUGAACCCUUCAGCAUUCCAACAACAUUUGCGGAAUGAUUCCAAUUUGGUAGCUCAACUGUUCCAGAAUGAUCCUGAGCUAGCACAAGGUAUUCUCGGGAAUGAUAUCAACAAGCUACAAGAGAUUCUUCGUUUACGUCAUAAGCAGAGAACAGAGCUCCUUCGCAAGAAAGAUGAGGAAAUGGCACUACUUUAUGCCGAUCCCUUUGAUAUAGAGGCACAAAAGAAAAUAGAAGAAGCAAUCCGACAGAAAGGUAUUGAUGAGAACUGGGAAGCUGCAUUAGAGCACAAUCCUGAAGCUUUUGCAAGGGUGGUCAUGUUGUAUGUAGACAUGGAAGUCAAUGGAGUCCCUUUAAAGGCCUUCGUUGAUAGUGGAGCUCAGUCAACAAUUAUAUCAAAAAGUUGUGCUGAACGAUGUGGAUUGUUAAGACUCUUAGAUACACGCUAUAGAGGCAUUGCUCGUGGUGUUGGCCAAUCUGAGAUACUUGGUCGAAUUCACGUUGCUCCGAUCAAGAUUGGGGCAGUAUUUUAUCCCUGCUCAUUUCUGGUUCUGGAUUCACCAAAUAUGGAAUUUUUAUUUGGACUUGACAUGCUUCGUAAACAUCAGUGCAUGAUUGAUCUGAAAGACAAUGUCCUUCGAGUGGGUGGAGGGGAAGUCGCAGCACCUUUUCUACAUGAGAAGGAUAUUCCGUCUCAGUUUUUGGAUGAAGAGAAUCAUGCCAAGGAGCUUUCUGCUUCCAGUUCACAAGAACCUCUUCGACCCAAGGAGAACAGUAAUUUGUCUACAGGAGCUCCUUCAGGGAGCUCUAGUCGGGGUGCACCGGAGGAACCUUAUUCUGAAGCGAAAGUUGCCAAGCUUGUUGAGCUGGGGUUUGGAAAGGAUGCAGUCAUACAGGCUUUGAAGUUUUUCAAUGGCAAUGAAGAAGCAGCAGCUGCCUAUCUUUUUGGUGGUUGACCGAGUCACAUGUGAAUUUCACCAACAUUUUUCUUCAUUUAUAUCAUGUAAGGCUCAAACACAGCCUUGCGACCUACAAGACUCAUAAGGUUUGGGUGGUACGAAAAUUUAAUUUAUACACUUCUCCAUUUUCCCUCCAUGCCAUAUGGCAUAUGGGUAAUGUAAAAUUGCAAUAGUGUGUUGGUACUCCUGAAGUCCUGAUGAGGCCAGUUCCUUCGAAUCAACAUACCAGAUAAUGAAAGCUAUAGCAGUUGGCACUGCUUUCUUUCUUUUUUAUUACGGAUAAUAAUAUUUUUAGUGAUACAAGUGUACAACCUAAUGAGUAUUAAGAAACUACCGUAAUAAGAGCAAAACAUGGAAGAAGUUCAUGAAUAAGACCGG
This is a messenger RNA of Cuscuta epithymum, 1707 nucleotides long. NCBI's taxonomy places the organism in Eukaryota, Viridiplantae, Streptophyta, Magnoliopsida, Solanales, Convolvulaceae. The record is from the annotation of a GenBank genome assembly.